ACUAGCGCAGAACUUUAAACCGGUCCUUCAACCCAAGCCCUUUUCCUGACCAAUACUAGUUCCACCCAGACACCAUGAGCAAGAAACCUAAAGGACCAAAGCCGCAAGGAAAACCAAAGGGCAGACCCGGCGGCGCGGGCGCCGGCGCGAAACAGAAAAUUGCCAAAGCACCCAAGCACAAGAACACCAAACCGAAGAAGGGCGGCGGCGCGGCACUGCAGGAUGUGCCGCUCGUCGGGCGGGGAGAUGAAGAAAUUGAGGUGUCGGACUUGGAGCUAAGCGAUGAGGACCUGGAGUUCGUGCAGAAGCACUCACGGCGCUUGGGGUUCCUCAAGUCGCUGGACCAGUCGGAGCUCGACAAGUCGAUCCGGGAGAAGCAGGAAAAGCAGGCCAAGCAGCAGGCGGAGGAGCGGAAGCGGGCGGCGGAGGGCGGGAGCGAGGAGGGCGAUGACGAGGGCGACGAGGACGAAGGGGAUGAGGGGGCUGAUGACGAGGACGCGGAGGAUGGGGCGGAGGCGUAUGAGCGGGCGCCACGCCGCGUCAAGGCUGACAAGGAGAAGUCGGCCGCCGGCCUGCCCAUCAAGACGCUCACCGGCGACCUCAUGUUUGACAAGGACGCCAGGGCGGCGGCGGAGGCGGCGCGGAAGGGGCGGCGCGGCGGCGAGCCCGCCGUAGCCAUGGAGGCGGCGGUGGCGGCGGCGGCGGCGGUGCAGGUGGAGGGCGUGACCAUCACCGACGACAUGGAGGCGGCGCUGGUGGAGAGCAAGCGCAAGGCGAGGGAGGAGGCGGAGAAGAGGGCCAAGGAGGAGAAGCGCAAGGCGGCGGCGGCGGCCAAAAAGGCAGAGGAGUCGGCGCUGCCCCCCGCCCUUCGCGGCCUGAACCUGUCCGACCUGGACCCCGCGGAGCGCCGUGCCAAGCUGCAGGAGGUGAUGGCCUCCAGCGCCCAGAAGCUUCUGGCGCUGGCGGGGCCGGACUCGGCGGGGGCGGUGGCGGGCGAGCUGCGCACACUGCAGAGCCUGGUGGCCGACCAGGACAGCAUGACCUACCUGCGCUCGCUGCUGGAGGGGGCGCAGUGUGUGGCCAAGCGCACCGGCACGCUGUCUCACAGCCGCGUGGCGGUGCGCUGCCUGGCGGGGUUGCUGGCGGGCCUGCCGCACUUCAACUACACGUCCGACAUACUGCAGGCGGUUGUGCCGCGUAUGGCCUCUGGCGGCGCCGAGACCCGCUCAAUGGCGUGUGAGGCGGUGGGGGCGCUGCUGGCGGGCGGCGAGGGCGGCGACGAGUCCGGCAGCGGGCGGGCGGCGCUGGAGGCCGUGCAGCUGGUGGCGGACCUGAUCAAGCGGCGCAAGUGCUGUGUGCCGCCCGAGGUGGUCCGCACGCUGUCGGUGCUGCGCUUCCGCGACGUCAUACGCGCCAAGGCGGGGGAGGAGCAGGACGAGGAGGGGCGCAGGAAGAAAGGCAAGAAGGCCGAGAAGCGCGAUGUGAAGCGGCGCCGCAAGGAGGACGAGGUGGCGCGCGCAUUCAAGGAGGCCAACGCCGGACCCGACACAGCAGAGCUGGCCAAGCAGCAGUCGCUGAUGCUGGAGGCGCUGUUUGAGGUCUACUUCCGCGUCCUCAAGCACGCAACUUCCGUGGGCCUGUCCGGGCCCGGCGGCUCCAACGCCGCCGCCACCCGCGCCGCCGUCGCCGCCGCCACGGACUCCGCCGCCGCCGCUGACGACCUUCCCGGCCCCUCCUCCUCCUCUGGUGAUGGUGGCGACGUGGGCCCGCGUGUGCCCAGCACAUCGGCGGCGCUGCCCUGGCCGCGCUCCAAGCUGCUGAAGAAGUGCCCGCUGCUGCACCCCGUGCUGGACGGCCUGGCCAAGUACACACACCUGAUCAGUGUGGAUUACAUGAACGACCUGCUGGACGUGUUCGCACAGAUCCCGCUGUACCCGCUGCUAGCUGACGACGUGCUGGGGGCGGGCGGCGGCGGCGGCGGUGGCGGCCAGCACAACCCGGAGCAGCCCGACGAGGAGGAGCACGAGGAGGACGAGGAGGCGGCAGACGACCGCGAGUUCAGCCUGGCAGCAGCCUGCGAGGCGGCGGCGGCGGCAGCCGCCGACGCCGCUGCGGCCGCGGCAGCGGCCGCGGCCGGCGCAGCCGCCGCCGCCGCAGGCGGCGCCCGCUCCUUCCGCAGCCGGCGGCUUCCGGCCGCCUUUGGCGCCGCGGCGCGCAGCCAGGCGGGUCUGCUUGCGGGUGUGGUGGAGGCGCUGCUGUGUGAGCCCAAGAUGGCGGACAUGCAGCGCGCGGCGGCGUUCGUGAAGCGGCUGGCGGGGGCGGCGCUGCAGGCGGGGCCGGGCGAGGCCAUGGCGCUGUGGGCGGCGGUGGCCAGGCUGCUGCGGCGCUACCCCAAGCUGGCCAACCUGUUGGAGUAUGAGGGCGAGGCGCCCACCAUUGGCGGCCGCCCCCACGACCCAUGGGCCACCGACCCCUCGGAGGCGGGCGGUCUGGCCAGCUGCCUGUGGGAGGUGGCGCUGGCGGGCGGCGGCGGCGUGGGCGCGGCGGGCGUGCACUACCACCCACAUCUGGCGCAGGCGGCGCACUCGCUCCUGGGCCUGCGGCCGGCGGCGGCGGCGGCGGCCAUGGCGCAGGGCGGCGGCUCCGUCACGCUCACAGGGCCGCUGGGCACGCCCGCCACCAUCCCCGAGCUGGCGGAAGCGUACGACGCAUCGCGGGGCCUGUUGAGGCCCACGCCGCCGCUGCCGGCCGGCGCGGGGAAAAAGGCGGGCGGCGGCGCCGCGCCCAAGCGGUUGGUGGCGGGCGUAACGGCGGCGGCGGCCAGCCUGACGCCCGGUUUUAUUUCGGGGCUGGAGGAGUUGGCGGCGGAGUACGGUGACGAGGGCGGUUGGCCGGAUCUGGUUUUGGACACGGAUUCGGAUUCGGAAGAGCAGGACGGGCAGGCAGGCGGCGAGGGUGGCGAGGAGGACGGCGAGGGGCGGAUAGGCGGCGGCGGCGACGCGGCGUCGGCUUCGGCGGCGCUGCGGCGGAUGUGGUGUGAGAGCCGGAGGUUCCUGGCGAACCGGCGGCUGCGGCGGCAGAAGGCAAUGGAGGUGGAGCGGCUCAAGCGCUUCCACAUACACCUGCACAAGCUGGCGGCGGGGGAGCAGGCGCAGGGGCAGGCAGGGCCAGGGGCGAAGGCGCAGGGGCAGGCGAACGGGCGCGCAGCGGCGGCGCCUGCGGCGGCGGCGGUGGCAGGUGGCAAGCCGGGCGACAAGCGGAAGCGGUAGGCGGCGCCAGUGGGGCUGGGUGCAAGUCAGGCGACGGGAACGGUGGAAUAGAGACAGCGGUGUCGGCAGGCGCGGGAUGAGCAUUGCACGGCGGCGGUGGGUUGGCGGCGGCUUGUGCUGCUGUAAUGGGCACCAUUGGGGUGCUCUGCGGGUCCGUGUAACACCCAUGUCCA
Messenger RNA from Chlamydomonas reinhardtii, 3442 nucleotides. RefSeq lists its product as uncharacterized. Bases 75 to 3269 code for a protein of 1064 amino acids. Gene Ontology annotation, molecular function: chromatin binding. Gene Ontology annotation, cellular component: nucleolus. Gene Ontology annotation, biological process: DNA replication initiation. The transcript has 17 exons. Lineage: Eukaryota; Viridiplantae; Chlorophyta; Chlorophyceae; Chlamydomonadales; Chlamydomonadaceae. The record is from RefSeq and is a predicted model, not a curated record.